CUCGAUCCACACUCCAUUACAGUAGGUGGCGGUAAUGCUCCCCACAAGGUUGCUUGCCAACUGCCAUAAAAUCACAAGAAGAAGAAGAAGGAGAAGAAGAAAAAGACGACUCCACCGGCAGAAUGGGGGCUGUUACAGACGAUGAAAUCAUUCGAACUCGUCUUCUUAUCGACGGCGACGGAGCCGGAGACGAUAGGAGAAUCAAUUUGCUGCUCAAAACCUUCACUAAAUGGUGCAACUCCACUGGGAGCCCCGAAGAAAGCUUCACACAGUACCAGAGGAUGCUUGGCACGUUGACACAAUGUGAAUUCUCCAUGGGGAAGACCCUCAUGGUCUAUGAUAUGAAUCUUAAAGAAAUGGAGAAUUACGAGACAAUAUACUCCAAUAUAGAAGAAAACAUAACAUCUGCACAUGAGAAGAUAGCAGAGUGUAAAAAAGAAAUCCAGAGAGCCAAGAGAGUAAGAAAGAACCGCCAAGAGUAUGAUGCUCUGGCAAAGGUAAUUGAGCAUCACCCUGAUCGCCAUGAAACACUCAAACAGCUGGAGGCUCUUGACAAAGAACUCCAGCGGCUGUCAAACACCAAGGAAAAUGUGGAUGCAAAGUUGGAACUACGGAAAAAGCAGUUCCAUGUGCUCCUCAGUACCAUACAGGAACUACAGCAGACCCUUGAAACUGAUGAAAAAUGUGACACUGAUGACAGUCAGCAGAGCCCGACCGAGAGCGGCGAGUGACAACUUAAGUGUUUUCUUUUGAUCUAAAGUAACUAAGUCAAACAAGUUAAUUGUUGAUGUUAUUUCAUAUGUAUUUUUGAAUAAAUUUAGAAAUAACUUUUGCAAGUUA
Messenger RNA from Entelurus aequoreus (snake pipefish), 840 nucleotides. It is a transcript of the gene thoc7, whose product is annotated as THO complex 7. Gene Ontology annotation, biological process: mRNA export from nucleus; mRNA processing. Lineage: Eukaryota; Metazoa; Chordata; Actinopteri; Syngnathiformes; Syngnathidae. The transcript is spliced from 8 exons. Gene Ontology annotation, cellular component: THO complex part of transcription export complex. The record is from RefSeq and is a predicted model, not a curated record. Bases 123 to 731 code for a protein of 202 amino acids.